This is a messenger RNA of Colletotrichum navitas, 2268 nucleotides long. Its product is annotated as fungal-specific transcription factor domain-containing protein. Gene Ontology annotation, biological process: regulation of DNA-templated transcription; DNA-templated transcription. Lineage: Eukaryota; Fungi; Ascomycota; Sordariomycetes; Glomerellales; Glomerellaceae. Gene Ontology annotation, molecular function: zinc ion binding; DNA binding; DNA-binding transcription factor activity, RNA polymerase II-specific. The record is from RefSeq and is a predicted model, not a curated record. The transcript is spliced from 5 exons. Bases 1 to 2268 code for a protein of 755 amino acids. Gene Ontology annotation, cellular component: nucleus.
AUGGCCGACGACCGGCGCGACGGCUCCGAGAAACCGCCCUCGGCGCGCGAGAGCCUGAACUCGAACUCGAACCCGAGCCCGACGCCAACACAAAACCAGCCACAGGACGCCCGUCCGCCGCCAAAGAAGCGCAGGCGCGUCGUGAUAUCUUGCACGGAAUGCCAUCGUCGGAAACAGAAAUGCGAUCGAGAUUUGCCAUGUGCCAACUGCAAGUCGCGUAAUAAACAAGAUGCCUGCAAAUACGAGACGGGCGCGCCUACGGCCAAGGAGCAUCGCAAGGCCGAGGCCGAAGGCGCAAAGCCGACUCCGACCCAGAGCCUCUCCAAUGCCGCCGCGAACUGGGGCUACUCCCACGCCGGUGCUUCCACGCUCGGGCUGAUGCGGAAGAUUGAAAGCGCAAACGACGAUGGAGCUCUGUCGCAUCUCGGCGGCUCGGCGCACGUCGAGGACCAGUUCGCCACCAAGGAGCGGUACAAGUCUCUGAUCAGACAGCUGCCCGCCAAGGGCUACAUCGAGAAGCUCAUCGAUGUGUACUUCCGCGAGUUCAACCACCAGUACUACGCCCUCGAGGAGGACCUCUUCAAGGAGCAGUUUGCCGAGUGGAACAACAUACCCUUUAACGUACUCUCCAACUCUGGGCCGCAGGGCCUCUCACCCGACCUGAGGGUGUUUCCCGCAUUGCUCUUCCAGGUUCUCGCGACGGCGUUACUGACCCUGCCAGAAGGAUCUCACGAAUUCUACGAGCAUCUCAAGUAUGCGGGCAACAUGACGUUUGAGGAUCUCGCGGCGGACUACAGCGAGUCCGGCGUCGGCAUUCUGUCACUGCUGGGCAAACGGCAAAUUACUCUCACGACGGUCCAGGCCGACUUUCUCCGGGCGGCAUUCCUCAAGUACAUGGCCAAAGUCACGGAGUCGUGGCAUGCCAUUGGCAACGCCAUCCGAGACGCCCAGGAGAUUGGCAUGCACCGGGACAGCCUUGACCCCUCCCCGAAUAGUGAUGAUACCGGGGACAUACUCGAAAACAUGUGGCUGAUCCAGCGACGAAGAAAGUUGUACAUGGUUCUCAUGACAUGGGACAUCCACUGUGCGCUCGUGCUAGGACGCCCUGGCAGCAUCGACUGGCGCAUUUGUCCACCAAGCCUACCGGUAGACACGCCUCCGCCAAAGGACCGCCGCAAGACUCCCGUUGCGCCCCGGGACGACGAGAGAGACCCCCCGACGCCGCUGACGAGGGUCAUCUGGGCGUUUAGGCUCGUGGCUCCGAUGCGUGAGAUUCUCGAGUUGGAACAGGAUGGUCCGUGUCCGAAAGACUAUUCCAAGGUCGAUCGAGUACACCAGAUGUGUUUGGACUUGGACGAGGCGACGCCUGCGUACUUCCGCUUGGAGAACCCGGAUAUGAAGUGGGAUAACGAUCCAUCGUGCUACUGGCUGCAGUCUGUACGGUUUUAUUUACCGCAAAUGAACCUUUUCAACUUGAUGGCGCUGCACCGGCCUUACAUCUUUAACCGACAGAAGAGCAGGACAGAAGCGCUCAAGGCCAGCAUCGAGAUGCUUCACCGUCAGAUGCUCACGUUCCAAGGCCUCGAUGCUGGGUCUUGGCGAAACUUCACGCUGUUCUUUGGCAGUUUUGAUGCCGUGGUGCUCAUGGCGUCGAUAUACAUCCUGUUUCCCAAAGAGAACUUGGAGAUGGCCGGCAGCGCCAUGCAGCACUUCCACUGGACGACGGAGAGAUUUGAGGCGAUGCAGGAGAGGAACCUCCUGGCGAAGGCAGCGAAAGGUGUCCUGCAGGCGAUUUUUGCCAAGUUCAAGAAAGCGGUAGGAAACCCAGCGCCACCGCCAAGCCUAUCGAGCGUGGCAUCCCAGACACCGGCAUCGACGUCGGACAGCGGCAGCAGUUUGUCUGCUCGCGGAUCAGUCUCGGCGGCCACUGCGGCGACGACCGACACGCCAGCGAGCAAAGGCAGCACAGCGGCGACGCCGACAUCGCUGCCGACGGUCCCCGACACAUCUUCAUCAUAUCCGCUGCCGUCGGCACACUCGGAAUGGACCAUGCCAAACAGCUGGGACUUCACGUCAAUUGCGCCGUUAUUUCCCAUGGGAGACCUAAUCUACAACGAUCUCAACGGAAUACCAGAGGACGGGUCUCUACCGGCAUGGGGGGCAACAACACCGCCCCUUCCCGCCGCCGGGACGACGACGUUUGAGGGGGAUUUUGGGAACGACAGCGUAUGGAAUUUGCUAAACCAGUACGACCCGACAUCCGUUUGA